This is a messenger RNA of Heterocephalus glaber (naked mole-rat), 1543 nucleotides long. The record is from RefSeq and is a predicted model, not a curated record. Lineage: Eukaryota; Metazoa; Chordata; Mammalia; Rodentia; Bathyergidae.
CUUCCAACUAUGGCACAUUGCAAGAAAGCAUAAAUUCUCUUAAAGCAGAGGUGGAAGAUCACAGGCAGGAACUGCAAGCAGGCCAUAGCUUGAAGGAUAAAGUGAAUUCUCUGGAGGAAACUCUGCAGAAAAAGGAGCAGGAGUUCAAAGCAGGUCAGAUGGCUGUUCCCCUGCACUUCGGCGUGGUAUUUGUGGGAGCACAUGUUUUCUGGACUGUGUCCUGUGCAAGGUGCAUGAGGGGUAGGAGCUCACUGAGCAAGGCCACACAUAGAGCAUGGUUCCCACUCACAUCUGUUUCUGUCCCAGAUCAAUCUCAAAUGCUCAUGCAAGUCCAGAAGCUGAUAAAAGACCUGCUGUCCCUGUCUUGCCAGCUGGUUGAGCUCAAGAGCAAUGGUUCUAAGACCUGCUGCCCUCGUAACUGGAUGGAGCAUGAGGGCAGCUGCUACUGGUUUUCUCAAUCAGGGAAGUCCUGGCUUGAGGCUAACAAGUCCUGCCAGAUGGAGAAUGCCCACCUGGUGAUAGUGAACUCCUUGGAGGAGCAGAGAUUUAUUGAGGGCAACACGAGACAGAGGAACAUCUGGAUAGGCCUAACUGACAAAAGAACUGGAGUCCAGAGCAGCCAGAUGACUGGUAUGGGCAUGGGCUGGGAGGAGGCGAGGACUGUGCCCACUUCACCAGUGAUGGUAGAUGGAAUGAUGACGCCUGCGUGAGGCCCUACCACUGGGUCUGUGAGAUAGAGCUUGAGAUGAGCAACUGCUUCACCUUUGGUGUGAAGAAUUCCAAGGGGACCACUCAAAGGACUUAACCCAUCUGACCAUGACCAGGUCAUCGAGAUUGUCCCGGGCACUGAGUACAGACUGGGGGGCCCAAAUACUCUCUGUUAGGUAUUAAAUAUCUUGGAGCUGCAUCAAGAAAGCAAUUUGAGUGCCAUGGUCACAUUUGGCUUCUGAAGAGUAGAGCUGCUGAAGUAAACAUUUAUAGUUCAAAAAUGAUUCUUGUCCUUGCGCCUCAUUCUCAAGGUUAAAACAAUGAUGACACUUGAAUACAUGGUGUGAAGUAGAUGAAACAGCAAAUUCUGUAGAAGGCAGAAACAGCUGGCAACUGUGGCAAAAGUAAAUCUUAUAAAACUUUAGUGGGUCUUGAGGGACUUAAAUAGUAGAAAGAAAAAAGUGAAGGAACAAAGGAGGGGAGGGAGGGAAGGGAGAGGAAAGGAAGGAAAGGGGGAAGUACGUUCUUAAAAAGAUAUAUAAACAUGUAAUUUUCUCACCAUCUCUAAAUAAUAUUGGGUUUAAGAGGAAAUCGAAAUGCACAGUCAUGUGAUUUAGAAAUGAACAAUGUGAGCACUACAUAUUGACACUGUAGAUGCUCUAAAGCAGUUCAGAGGAAGAUAUGCAUGUGGCACAUUUAUUAAAUAUAGAGAAAGUGCCAGGCAUAAUGGGGUAUGCCUGUAAUCUUACCCACUCAGGAGGCUGAGGUAGGAGGAUCACAAGUUUAAGGCCGGCCUGAGCAACUCAGAAAGAUUCUGUCUAAAAAUUUAAAAAAA